AUUCAUCUGUAAUUGUUCUCUAAGGUGCACUUAACAACUCAAACUUGUACUUCAUCAUUUUAAUGGAAAAGAUAACUCAGACGAGUAACAGAAAUUGUAGGCACUUGAUUUUCCCGAACCUGUAUAAAAAUCUUGUGUUCUUUACUUUAGUUAUCUACUAUUUUUCUUUUCCAGUUAAUUUUCUAGUUUGAUUGUUUAUUUGUAACAUAUAUAUAUAUAUAUAUUUGAAAAAGAAAAUGAUAUUACUUUAGGCCAUUAUUAAUUCAUGCCUAACAGCGCACAAAAUGGAAACACACAGUCAUUGCUAAUUAUUAAUAUACCAAAUAAUCAUUCUCUAUUAUUAUAACAUUCAUAAAUCUCCACUACUAUAUUACUAGUGACCAAACAACCCCAUUUUCUCUGUAGCUAUUUAUCUUUUCUUGCAAUCUAAGCCUUCUGUUUUCUCAAUUAUUUUAUUACACAUAUACUUUUCAUUUAUAUAAACUUUUACAACACCAAAACCCAUUUAAAGCAAGCCAGAGAACAUAAAGAGCGAUAAAACCCUAGAGAUAGCAAGAGAAAGAAGAAACAAAACAAGGCAGAGAGAUAGAAAGACCAGAUCAUGACCUCAGUUUGCAUAGCGAACUGUGUGAACGACGCACGUGAUCCGUGCGUCCCAGUCCGGCUCCGAGCCACUUACGUAAACCUUUACAAGUGGCCGGAGUCAGACGCGGAAUUUGUGAGGUCUGUCAGCUCAUUGCGUGGCUGCAGACCGGGAAGUCACGUGCGUUAUGGCCACCCUAGAGUGGUUGACAGCAUUUCAUGCAGGCAAAUGUACCUUCGGAGUUAUACAUUUUCCAGGAAAGAGACUGUCCCCGAGAAAACCCAGAAAUGUUUUGGUCGAGUUAAGAAAAUGGCUGAUGAUGAAGACCACUCUGAUCGUGAUAAUCAUGGGGAUAAGAAGAAUAAGAACCAGAAGAAGAGGGAAGAGAAGCAACAGCAGGGAAAUAAUAAUAUUAAUAAAAAGUCACAGAGCAGUAGUAAUAAAAAGAAGUGUUUGUUUCUCGGGAAAGUUAAGGAACUUUCUUAUACUGCUCUUUUUGGAAUCUUCCAAACGUGUUUGUCUUGUGCUGCUACUGUAGAUGUGGUUGAUCACUAAGAGGUACUCGCAGUUGUUGUUGUUUGUUCUUAAUGUAAUCGACACUACUUCUUUUAUUUAUUUAUAAUAAUAUUUCUGAGAUAUAUAUAAAAAUUAUAAAUGGGUGUGUACUUUUCUAUGUUUUUUUUUUCUUAUUUAUAUUAAUAUAGUUUAUUAUGACUUAAUUAGUAUUACUGAAUUAGUAGUAUAUAGACAAAAGAAAGUAAGAAAGGAAAUUGUUGGUCUCUUAGAUGUGUCUGUACAUGUAUUUUAAUUUUCCAUGUUUUGGGUUCUUAGAAAGUUUAUUUCUAUAAAUUUAUCUCAUAAUAAUCAACUAAUUAAUUAAUA
Cannabis sativa is the source of this 1465-nucleotide messenger RNA. RefSeq lists its product as uncharacterized. The transcript has a single exon. The record is from RefSeq and is a predicted model, not a curated record. Bases 602 to 1138 code for a protein of 178 amino acids. NCBI's taxonomy places the organism in Eukaryota, Viridiplantae, Streptophyta, Magnoliopsida, Rosales, Cannabaceae.